CACACCGCAGUUAUAUUAAACGAGGCCGUUAGUAUACAUCCCCUUCCUCGCAAAUCUAAGUCUACGACAGGAGCUAAUAAAUAUUAUCUAGUCCUAAGAGAAGAGAGAGUUGGGUAAAACAAUCGGAAACAAAAUGGCAGGGAGAUUGAGCAAUGUAGCGUCUCGCAUCAUGGGAGGAAACGGCGUCGUUGGACGUUCAGUCGCUUCAUCUCUUCGGCUCCGUUCCGGCGUGGGCCUUCCCGUCGGCAAACACAUCGUACCCGACAAGCCACUUCCCGUAAAUGACGAGCUGGUUUGGGACAACGGGACUCCCUUUCCAGAACCUUGUAUCGAUCGCAUCGCCGAUACAGUCGGCCAGUAUGAAGCUUUGGGUUGGCUGCUUGGAGGAUUGGGGUUUUUUACAUCGUUGGGACUUUUGGCUGUAUGGAACGAUAAAGCCUCUAAAAUUCCUUUUACACCAAAAGUUUAUCCCUACGACAACUUGAGGGUGGAGCUUGGUGGAGAACCAUAGGAAGAUUGGGGUGCAAGUAAAAUCAUAUGGUUAUUGUUGUUUCAGAUGUAUUUCCUCUUUGGAUUAUCUAUUUGCAUUUUGGAAUUCAUAGCAGUUAGAAAUAAUGGGAAGCAUGUGGCAUUGCUGGAAUUAAAUCUUAAAACAAAGAAUGAUUUUUUUUU
Molecule: messenger RNA, 672 nt
Organism: Pistacia vera
Lineage: Eukaryota; Viridiplantae; Streptophyta; Magnoliopsida; Sapindales; Anacardiaceae
Product: NADH dehydrogenase [ubiquinone] 1 beta subcomplex subunit 8, mitochondrial
Exons: 4
Coding region: 134-511 (125 amino acids)
Source: RefSeq, a predicted model, not a curated record